Miscanthus lutarioriparius is the source of this 420-nucleotide messenger RNA. NCBI's taxonomy places the organism in Eukaryota, Viridiplantae, Streptophyta, Magnoliopsida, Poales, Poaceae. The record is from the annotation of a GenBank genome assembly.
AUGGCAGCCGACGACGUGCGCGAGCUCCUCGUCUCCACCACAGCCGACGCCUCUGACCCGUCCACGACCCUCUUAGCGCCCGACCUCCGCCUCCUCAUCGACCACCUACGCCUCCGCUCCGACCGCCUGCACGCCUCGGCCCUCUCCUUCGCUGCCUCUAACCGCGGGGCCCUCGCCAACGCGCUCCUCCGUGCAGCCUCCGCCGCCGAUUCCUCCACCUCCCUCGAGUCCUCCCUUGACUCCACGCUUGCCCCGCUCGCCUCCUCGCUCGACCUCUCCGACCUCAGGGCCCUUGCCGACCGCCUCCUCGCCGCCCGCCGCGAGCUCAACGAGCUCCAGGAGCACCUCGCCGCUGCCUCCACAAUUGCUUCGCUCGCCGCUCGCCUCCGCGAGGCCCGUGCCGCAGCAAGCCCCCCUUGA